Messenger RNA from Ilex paraguariensis (yerba mate), 665 nucleotides. Lineage: Eukaryota; Viridiplantae; Streptophyta; Magnoliopsida; Aquifoliales; Aquifoliaceae. The record is from the annotation of a GenBank genome assembly.
GUGCACCACUUUUGGCAUAGGACCAUAUAGUAUAGAAGUUCAUUUUAAGCUUAGAAAGAUGGCUUCCAAGAUGACAUUUUACUAUGCGACUUUGGUUCUAUACUUGAUAGUUUCCGAGGUUUUUAUGUACAAAGCUGGUGCAGCCGGGGAGUGUGGGAAGACUCCGAUACGCUCUGCGGCUGCCAGCUUAAGUCCCUGCCUGAGCGCGGCGGGAAAUGCUAGGGCUAAGGUCCCUCCCAAUUGCUGCACCAAAGUUAAUGGAUUGAUCAACACUGCUCCGCGAUGCCUCUGCGCUGUCCUGCUGUCGCCUUUGGCGAAGCAGGCCGGUAUCAAUCCCGCUAUUGCUAUCACUAUCCCCAAGCGAUGCAACAUCAGGAACCGACCGGUGGGAAAGAAGUGUGGAAGUUACACUGUCCCAUGAGAGCUAAAGUCUGGAGAAGUAAAGAAUGAUAGAUAACCUAGCUUCAUGUGAGUACUGUAUCUUUAAUAAGAGUUGCCAUUUAGUAGGUCACACUGUUAGAGGGCCUGCAGGCAACUUUUUUCAUGUGUGUGGGUGGAUAUGAGUCUUAUGUUGAGAUGAUAUGAUGGUUUAGUGUUGAUGCGUGUUUGUACCAACUUAAUCUCUUCCUAAUAAUAAUUUUUUUUUGUUUGGCAAUGGCCACCUU